AUGCCGUUCGUGGCCGGCCUUGUUAGUGUGCUGUCUGUGCGAAUCUCUGCCUCUACAACGCCAAAGACUCAGUUGACCACCAUCGUGAGAAUAGGAGAUCUAGAGCUUCCCACCGCCUCUAAGGCCACCUAUGUAGACUUUUCACUCUCACUCGGCCCCCACUUAAAAAAGGGUCCUAACGUUUCAUCUAGAUAUAUAAGUCAUGCGGCGAAAAGACAGACAGACACACGCUUAUGCAGCCGCACGUACUCUGCUACUGCGCCGGAAAACGUGGAUAUCAUUGACAGUUUAAGUGUACACUGGUUGCUGGUAGAAGUGGGCUGA
This is a messenger RNA of Morchella importuna, 324 nucleotides long. RefSeq lists its product as uncharacterized. The record is from RefSeq and is a predicted model, not a curated record. The transcript has 5 exons. The coding region runs from base 1 to 324 and encodes 107 amino acids. NCBI's taxonomy places the organism in Eukaryota, Fungi, Ascomycota, Pezizomycetes, Pezizales, Morchellaceae.